Molecule: messenger RNA, 1569 nt
Organism: Indicator indicator
Lineage: Eukaryota; Metazoa; Chordata; Aves; Piciformes; Indicatoridae
Product: soluble scavenger receptor cysteine-rich domain-containing protein SSC5D-like
Exons: 6
Coding region: 1-1569 (522 amino acids)
Cellular component (GO): membrane
Source: RefSeq, a predicted model, not a curated record
AUGCAGCUGGACUUGGCUCUUGUCCCUGCAGAGCCAUCUCAGGUGCGGCUGGUGAACGGCUCCGGCCGCUGCUCAGGGCGGGUGGAGGUUCACCACCAGCAGCAGUGGGGCACAGUCUGUGACGACAGCUGGGACCUGAGGAGUGCUGAGGUGAUCUGCUGGCAGCUGGGCUGUGGGGUGGCCGUGGCAGCCCCUGGCAGGGCUCUCUUUGGGCCGGGACAAGGUCCCAUCUGGCUGGACGACGUCAGCUGCAGCGGGAGUGAAGGUUCCAUCACUGAAUGCAGCUUGAAGCCCUGGGGACACCACAACUGUGAGCACAGUGAAGACGCAGGAGUCAUCUGCUCAGACCCCCCGGAGCUGCGGUUGGUGAAUGGUCCCCACGGCUGCGCCGGGCGCCUGGAGGUGCUGCACGACCAGCAGUGGGGAUCUGUCUGUGACAACAGCUGGGACAUGGAGGAUGCCCAAGUGGUGUGCAGGCAGCUGGGCUGUGGUGCUCCCAUCUCUGCUCCAGGCUGGGCCAGGUUUGGCAGAGGACAUGACCCCAUCUGGCUGGAGACCAUCGGCUGCCAGGGCACGGAGGCCUCCCUGACCGAGUGCAGAGUCCAGGACUGGGGCAUCCACAGCUGCCACCACGGAGAAGAUGCCAGCGUGGUGUGCUCAGACCCCAUGGCUGUGCGCCUGGCCGCCGGCCCCCACCGCUGCGCCGGCAGGGUGGAGGUCCUCCACCAGCAGCAGUGGGGCAGAGUCUGUGCCCAGGGCUGGGACAUGAGCGAUGCCCAGGUGGUGUGCUGGCAGCUGGGCUGUGGCACAGCUCUGGCAGCCCUGGGCUUGGCCAGCUUGGGCCAGGGCCCCAUCUGGUUGGACGCCGUCAGCUGCGUGGGCACCGAGGCUGCCCUGGGACAGUGUGGGGCCAGGCCAGAGGGAGUCCACAACUGCCCCCAUGGAGAGGACGCUGGUGUGGUGUGCUCAGGUAACCCUCCUGAGGUCCGGCUGGUGAAUGGCUCCCACCGCUGCUCGGGGAGGGUUGAGGUUCUGCACAACCAGCACUGGGGAAGUGUCUGUGAUGACCACUGGGACCUGGCUGAUGCAGCAGUGGUCUGCCGGCAGCUGGGCUGUGGGAGGGCCACAGCUGCUCCCCCCAGAGCUCACUUUGGCAUGGGGCAGGAACCCAUCUGGCUGGACGACGUCAACUGCACUGGCACUGAGGUUGCCCUCUCCCAGUGCAGGGCCAGGCCCUGGGGAGAGAGUAACUGCAACCAUGGGGAAGAUGCCAGCGUGGUGUGCCAGGGCUCUCCCCCGACCGCCAGCCCCCCGCAGCCUCUCCCACUGCUCCCCCUGCUGGUCGCUGGCGUCCUUGCAGCCUCGCUGCUGCUCUGUGGGGCUCUGCUGUACUGGAGGAGGCAGCGGCAGGUGGGGAGCAGAGCUUUGAACAACCCCCUGGGUUUUGUGCACAUGGAGGAGCUGCUGCUCUCCCACACCUCCAUCUCAACUUCUGGAGAAGAGCUGGGGGCAGCCAGGGAGGCUCCUGCUGGAGAUGCCAACAAGAAGAGAGCUCAGGAGAGCUCCUGA